This is a messenger RNA of Komagataella phaffii GS115, 1494 nucleotides long. Its product is annotated as RNA binding protein that sequesters CLN3 mRNA in cytoplasmic foci. The record is from RefSeq and is a predicted model, not a curated record. Gene Ontology annotation, molecular function: mRNA binding. Lineage: Eukaryota; Fungi; Ascomycota; Pichiomycetes; Pichiales; Pichiaceae. Bases 1 to 1494 code for a protein of 497 amino acids. The transcript has a single exon.
AUGAUGCCCUCAACAGAAUCUGAAAUGGGCUCUGACCCACUCAAUAGCUCAUUGCUCAAAUUGACUUUAGGACCAUCUACCCAUUCAGCACCAGCACCGCAGUCAGGAUACAUUCUACGGUUGACUCAUUUGCCUCCAGAUGUCACUUUACGAGAAGCAUACGCUGUGUUUGCGCUUACCACCGACCUUGUUGCUAUAGACUUGGUUGAGGACACUGAUACACAAGCUCCACUGAUUAUUGCCCGCUUUAACAAUUUCCUCACUGCACAAUCUGUUGCGCAGCUACUCGAUAAUAAACAGGUUUUCGGGCCUCAUUUUGCUCCUAUUAAGUCCGAAUUAAGACACCGUGCAAAUUCCAUCAUCAACUCACCAUUAUUGGGCUCAUUUAACUCAUUGUCGCCCCCCAAUACUUCUUCUGUGUCGGCAACACUGAAGCGCCCUUCAAUUGGUAGUCAGCGCUCCAGAUUUUUGUUCAGCGACCCUUUCAGUCAAGUCAAUAACCAAUCUACUGGGAUUGAUUCUAUUGACUUGAAUUCCCCAGCCCAGUCCUCCCUUGUCAAUCCAUGGACUCAACCACAGUCCCAACAUCAACCUCAGUCGCAGCAUUCGGGCCCACCACCUUCUCAGCAUCAACAACAACACUUUUUCAACCAGUCCAGUACUGGUCAAUUAGUCUUGAACAAUGUCCAAGGCCAACCUGCUCCUCAAGGCCCUCAAGUUCCAUCCUUGAACUCUCCAUUCCAGAAUGGCCAGCUUCAACAACCACCACCACACCAGCAGCCUUCCCAACAACAACAUCCACAACCGCAGCAAACACCUCAACCGCCACAGGCUUUAAAAACCCAGCCUUCACAGUUACAACAACAGCAGCAGCAUCAAACGUCGCAACAGCAACAGCAGCAACAGCAGCAACAACAACAACAACAGCAACAGCAGCAGCAGCCACAGAAGCCGCCGCAGCAACAACAACCCUCUCAACCAAACCAACAAUCUCAAACAUUUCAACCACCAUCUCAGCAGUCUCAGGAUCAGUCACAGGGCGGAAGCCAAACCGCUUCACCAGAUAAAAAUUCUAGUGGUGUCGAUCUAUCUCUACUCAUGCGUAUUCCCCCACCUGCCAACCCAGCAGACCAAAACCCACCAUGCAAUACAUUGUAUGUAGGAAAUCUACCUGGUGACGCUACAGAAGCUGAGUUAAGAUCUCUUUUCACUCCAGUAAAGGGAUUCAGACGUCUUUCUUUCAAGAACAAGACUUCAAUCAGUGGAAGUAGUGGAGGAGGUGGAGGCCCUAUGUGCUUCGUCGAGUUUAACAGCAUAACUGAAGCCGCAGAAGCUCUGGCUAACCUAUAUGGUACCUCGUUAAGAUGUUCCAGUAAAGGUGGUAUUCGUCUAAGUUUUUCCAAGAAUCCUCUGGGUGUGCGUAACAGCAACAACAGAAGGAAUACAUCCUACAAUUACCAAACCACUGGUCAACCUCAUACGUCUUAUAAAUAG